This is a messenger RNA of Perca fluviatilis (European perch), 2401 nucleotides long. RefSeq names its product LTV1 ribosome biogenesis factor (gene ltv1). NCBI's taxonomy places the organism in Eukaryota, Metazoa, Chordata, Actinopteri, Perciformes, Percidae. The record is from RefSeq and is a predicted model, not a curated record. Gene Ontology annotation, cellular component: nucleus; cytosol; preribosome, small subunit precursor. The coding region runs from base 186 to 1631 and encodes 481 amino acids. Gene Ontology annotation, biological process: ribosomal small subunit export from nucleus; ribosomal small subunit biogenesis. The transcript is spliced from 11 exons.
GAAAUGGUUCUUUCCGGAAAUGGUGGAAGCAGCAUGUUGAAGGAGAAUCCAGCGUGGAUUAACAACAACAACGGCACUUUCUGGAUUUAAACGGUUAAUUGUUUUGAACAGCUACCUGUAGUUUGAGGUUUGAGCAUCUCUAACCCCGAUUAGUCGAAGGAAACCAGCAGAGAUUCCGUGACAAGAUGCCUCAUCGGAAGAAGAAGUCGUUCAUUGAGAAGAAGAAGGCCGUGACCUUUCACCUGGUCCACAGGAGUCAGAGGGACCCGCUGGCUGCAGACGAAAAAGCCCCGCAACACGUCCUGCUGCACGCCAACAAGGUUUCUCAGGUGGACACAGAGAAGAGGCGCGAGGAGCAGAGGGAGUUUGGCGUGUUCUUCGAUGACGACUACAACUACCUGCAGCACCUGAAGGAGCCGUCGGUCCCGUCGGAGCUGGUGGCCGCCGGCCCCCGGCACACCGACAGGCGACUGAUUCAUCUCGAUGAUGAAGAGUACGAGGAGGAGGACCAGGAGGGUGAAACGGACAAGGCCGUUCCUGCCGCUAGCAUCAACCUUCCUUCUUCAGUGUUCGCCUCAGAGUUUGAAGAGGAGGUGGGACUUCUGAACAAAGCCGCUCCGAUCUCAGGACCACGGCUGGACAUGGACCCCGACAUUGUGGCAGCUCUCGACGAAGACUUCGACUACGACGACCCCGACAACCUCCUGGACGACGACUUCAUCGCCAAAGCAAACACUGCGAGCGGAGCCGCGGACAUCGGAGAUGGCGAUGAUGAUGACGAUGAUGAUGAUGAUGAGUGGGAGGACACAGACGAGGAAGGCGACUUUGACUCUGAAGGCGGGUUUUCGGGCGACGAGAACAUGGAAGGCCGCGGCCCGGAGUUUCUCUUUAUGGACGAAGAGACGAAGAGUCGAUUCACCGAGUACUCGAUGACGUCGUCCGUGAUGCGGAGGAACGAGCAGCUCACCCUGCUGGACGACCGCUUCGAAAAGUUUUACGAGCAGUUUGAUGACGACGAGAUCGGCGCUCUGGACAACGCAGAGCUGGAGGGCUUCAUCCAGCCGGACAGCGCUCGCCUGGAAGAAGUUAUCAAAGACUAUUUCAUACAGAAACAGAAAGAGUACCUGAGGCCUGAUGACUUGGGUCCAAAAGAACUUCCUGUCCUGAAGGAGGAAGAGGAGGAAGAUGAUGAUGAGGAGGAAGAAGAGAUGGAAACUGUUGUUAUCAAAGCUCCGGAAGAGAAGUGGGACUGUGAAACCAUCGUCAGCACAUAUUCCAACAUAUAUAACCGACCCAAGAUCAUUCAGGAACCACCAUCGACCAAGCCGAUCCGCGUGUCCAGUAAGACGGGCAUCCCUCUGGACGUCCUUCCUGCCAAAGGCCUGACCGCCAAGCAGGCGGAGCGCAUGACUCGGAUCAACGACUCGGACCUGCCCCGAGUCUCCACCCAGCACCGCGACAAGGAGGAGAGCAAAGAGGAGAGGAAGGCCAGGAAACAGGCCAUCAAGGAAGAACGCAAGGAGCGGAGAGUGGAGAAGAAAGCCAACAAGAUGGCGUUCAAGGAAGAAAAAGUCCGCCAGGAGAAGCAGAUGUUGAACCUGAGAACAAACGUUCAAGGCCUGAAGCUUUAGCAACAAACUGCCUGCACAGACUUUUUACCCUUUGGUGGCGUGUGCGUCACCAGCGGACACGCCGCCGUUCGCCUCAGUGGAGCCAAACAAAGGAGGACGGACGGGGUGCUGAGAGGCUCGGGUUCUCUCAUAUCAUCACCACAUAGUUCAUUUAAUAAAAAGGAGCAAAAACUACCUAUUUACAGUAAACCAGGUCUUGUCAUCAUGUUACAGCAGGUUGAAAUCCAGGAAUACCAAAGGCUUGGUAUUGAGUAGGAGUAUUAAAAACCAAUGAGCCAAAAGUUAGUUUUGCACAUCUUUUCCUAUUGGUGAUCUCGUUUACUCAUCCUCUGAUCACAUCUUAUCUGGUGUUUUGAGUAGUACGCUUUAUUGCAGAGAGUUAGACGAGAGGAUCGAUACCACUCCCAUUCAACUCUUCACCAGAAAGCAUAUUUUGUUGGAAAACAUAUUCCUCAUAAAAAGGGUAUCGGUAUUUGUAUCUUAAGAUAUCCAUUGAGACCCAGCCGUACAAACACUUCUUUAUAUUUGGAAAGAAAAGAUCAAUAUUGUUUGUCUCUUUAUUAAAAAAACAUUUAAAUGCAAUUUCUUUGAGAUUUCAUUUAGAGCUCAUCAAACUGCACUUUUCCCCCACCAGGCGAGCGGAUAAUUAUCCGUCACACAAUCUUUGUCAAAGCAGCAAGACGACAUUCUUCCCUCGCACCCGAACGAGCAUCAUGGUUACCUGACCUUAAAUACAAUCACGUCUCAUUAGAAGCACAGCAUUCAUACUC